Helicoverpa armigera (cotton bollworm) is the source of this 3811-nucleotide messenger RNA. RefSeq names its product vesicular inhibitory amino acid transporter (gene VGAT). Bases 609 to 2228 code for a protein of 539 amino acids. The transcript has 4 exons. NCBI's taxonomy places the organism in Eukaryota, Metazoa, Arthropoda, Insecta, Lepidoptera, Noctuidae. Gene Ontology annotation, cellular component: vacuolar membrane. The record is from RefSeq and is a predicted model, not a curated record. Gene Ontology annotation, molecular function: L-amino acid transmembrane transporter activity. Gene Ontology annotation, biological process: amino acid transmembrane transport.
GUAAAACGCUAAACUAAGUAAACGUUCAGCAAAAGUUAACAUUCCUUCCCGUGAGAUAUGUUGGCGUGUACUCGAUCUAUCGAUCGGUUCAGCGCGCACCUCCCUUGCGCCGCGCGACUCAACCCCACAGUGCGACCCACCGUGCCGAACAGCCAUUGUAUCCCCGAAUAACGUAUUAAAAAUGAUAAAACCCAACAAAAAUCAACCCUAAAACGUUAAAACCACAAACCCGUGAAAAAACAUUAGUGAAUAAAACACAAUAAUCGAAAUUCGACACCUUAAAACAAUGAGUAUAAUAAAGUAAAUCGACGGGGAAAAUGGCUGCUCCAAAUACCAAAGGCACGUUCAAACUAUAAUGUAAUAAAAACUAAAUUAGAGUAGUGUAAAGAAGUCUUCCAAUAGUGUUAAGAAUUAAAAUAAUAUUUAUAAAUUAGUUCGUGAAUAGAAAGUGAAAAUAUAUUUACCGAGAUAGUAAAUCGAUGUCUUCCCGUUGGUGUCAAUUUUAAAGUUUAAUUGGCAAGAGUAUAUGCAUUAAGUAUAUUAAAUCGCUAGUUGAUUGGCUUAUACUGCCUGUGAGGUGUGUGAAGUAGGUACAAACCGGCUUGAAGAUGAUAAACCUGGGCAAGUUCAAGUUGCCUCCCUUGAGGAAUGUGCUGGACGUGACGAUGCAGACUGUCAGGCAACAGAUCCCGGAGAAGCCGGGCGCUCCUCCGCGUCCGCCACAAAACGUCAGGUUCGCGAACUUAGACAAUAUGGGUGAAAGCUGCGAACUAUCAACUAUGAAUGAAACCACAUCGCCUAGCUACCAGUCAACUAAUCCCACGAACCCGUUCCUAAGCGGAGCCCUGCAGGCCGAAGACUCUUUCACCAGCUAUCAGAACACCUAUCCUCAGCAAGAUGGAGCUCCCAGGACUCAGAGCAUGCAAAGCGUAGAUUUUUAUGCUUCAUCUGAAGAAGGCGGAGGCUUCGAGGAAGGUGGUGGCCCGCCUGGCGCAAAAAUCAAUGAAUACCAAGCAGCUUGGAACGUCACUAAUGCUAUUCAGGGUAUGUUCGUAGUGUCCCUGCCGUUCGCCGUCCUACAAGGCGGUUACUGGGCCAUCGCUGCGAUGAUCGGCAUCGCACAUAUUUGCUGCUACACUGGUAAGAUCCUCGUCGAAUGCCUCUAUGAAGAUGAUCCCGUGUCGGGCCAACGUGUACGAGUUCGUGACUCCUAUGUAAGCAUCGCUAAAGAAUGCUUCGGCAGGAAAUAUGGCGCAAGAAUUGUCAAUCUCGCUCAAAUUAUCGAACUGCUAAUGACAUGCAUUCUUUACGUCGUCGUGUGUGGUGAUCUUAUGAUUGGCACCUUCCCUGAUGGCGCUAUUGACGCUAGGUCUUGGAUGAUGCUAACAGGCAUAUUCCUUCUGCCUUUGGCUUUCUUGAAAUCGCUCAAAAGUGUGAGUAUGCUGUCCUUCUGGUGUACCAUGAGCCACUUGAUAAUAAACGCUAUCGUUCUGGGUUAUUGUAUCCUUAACAUCGGCGACUGGGGCUGGUCUAAAGUCAAAUGGACUUUAGAUUUUGAGAACUUUCCCAUCAGCUUGGGCGUCAUCGUCUUUUCAUACACUUCGCAGAUAUUCCUGCCAACACUAGAAGGUAACAUGGAGGAUCGUUCCAAAUUCGAAUGGAUGUUAGAUUGGUCUCACAUUGCCGCUGCAGCAUUCAAAUCCAUUUUCGGAUACUUGUGCUUUUUGACUUUCCAAAACGAUACGCAACAGGUGAUUACGAAUAACUUGCGUUCAGCUGGGUUUAAGGGUCUAGUCAACUUUUUCCUUGUCAUUAAGGCAGUGCUGAGUUACCCUCUGCCUUACUAUGCGGCGUGUGAUCUGCUGGAGCGUGCUCUGUUUAGAGGCAAACCUAAAACAAUAUUCCCAGUAAUUUAUGCACUAGAUGGCGAGCUGAAGGUGUGGGGACUUGCAUGGAGACUGGGAGUGAUAAUGUUCACUAUUUUGAUGGCAAUAUUUAUUCCUCACUUCGCUAUCCUGAUGGGUUUCAUCGGCAGCUUCACGGGAACUAUGCUGAGCUUCAUUUGGCCAGCCUACUUCCACCUCAAACUGAAGGGCAACACACUUGAAAGCACAAGGAUUGCGUAUGAUUACUUCAUAAUAGCCCUGGGUGUUCUUUUUGGAGUCAUCGGUAUGUACGAUUCUGGAUCGGCUCUGAUCAAGGCAUUCAAAAUAGGAUUGCCGUUCUAAUUUCCCAUAAUAAUAGACUCAUUGUUGAACUAUUUUUAGAUUUACGCGUACAUCGUAAACUAAACUUUGCCGCGAUAAUAAUACGGCUGAAUGUUGAAUGCAUGAUUUAUGUACCUAGACCGGUGUAUUGAUAAGUUUUGUAUCUUAGGUCUGUUUAGUACAUGGGCAAAUAGUUUUUGUUAGCGGACUUAUUUCUUCGUAUAGUGACAAUAAUUAAUGUUUAAGAGAACGAUCGCCUUUUGCCUUCGCAACUUCGUUUUACUCCAGAUUUUUAUGUAUAUAGUUAUAAUUGUCUAGCUUAUUCUACAAAUAUUGUAUGAAGUACUGUUAAUCCAAUGUCUUCCAAUGAAAUAUUACGUUUUUGAAGUAUGUAACAACGAAGUCUUCCAUUGAUUAUGUCGCUAUCAACAGCGAUGUUAUCUGCUUGUACUUACGUAUAAAUAUCAAAAACAUAUUUGGAUAAUAUUUACAUUAAUCUUAGGUAUUGUAUUGUAAAUCAUUGAUAUUUUAUCAAGUCCUAGUUUACUCCGAUUUUGAAACACCUAAUUUAAAAAGAAAAGCAAGCGUAUAUAUUGAACAUGUUUAGUUUAUAAAAAAAGUUAUUUAAUUAUUUGUGUUAAGUCAUUCUGAAAGAUCUAUUUACAAACUUAUACAUUUUAUUUAUUAAGAUGAUUGGAGAAGUAAACUAGCUCAUAUUCAGACGACUAUAUCCGAACUAAGUCUUCCACUUCUAAAUAUAAUUGUUGUUGAUUAUAUUAAUAGAAUAUUGUACUAAAUUAUACAUGUUGAUUAGACUAGAUAGUUAUGUUACAUUGAGAUAUUGUGAGAAUAUGUGAUUAUUGUGAUACCAACGUUUUCAAAUAUUAUAUUAAGUAUACAGAUGAUUUUGAAGAAACUGAGAAACAUGACAAUGACUUUUGUAAAUUAAAAGUUGACAACAAUGACAUGAAACUAAUACAAGGAUAAAAAAAUAUGAUGUAAAAGCUGUAGACGAACAGUCUUCUCAAAACAAAACAAUCUUUAUGUGAAAGAAAGAUCAAAUCGGUACUAAGGUUAUUGAAAAAUGCUGUGCGUCUACUUCUAGGUAGAUGGUAUUGUUAGUGUCCUCAAAUAUUUCAUAUGAGAACAACUCACUAUGUAUUAAAGACAGUUAGGAAACUUGUCAUAAUACUAAAAACUGAAAACGUGGGUAUGUACUGCGCGAAUAUUAAUACCUCUAAAACUCCAUAAAGAAAGGUUAAGUCUUAAAUAUGGCCUCACAGUCGAUGGGUUGCUUUACCAAGCAGUUAUCUAAUUAACAAUACAAAGAAAAAACAGUCUAAAUACUCUACCAUCUGUAUACCUAGUAUAAGAAAUUGGGCUUCCAAAGUUUCGAUGGUAAAACUUUAUAAUAAAAAGAUGCUUGUCUUCGAUAACGCCUAACCGUUUAGUUCUGAUUAACUUAUCCAGGCUUGUAUCCAUAUGAAUAUUUAGAAAUGUAUCCAAGUGCAAUAAUGUUGUAUAAAUAUACUUAAUAAUAUGUAUUGUGAUGAAAUGAACAAUUCUAGGUGUGUAUUUUAAAUAAUAUAAAAUGUUAUUCGAUA